Porites lobata is the source of this 20070-nucleotide messenger RNA. Lineage: Eukaryota; Metazoa; Cnidaria; Anthozoa; Scleractinia; Poritidae. The record is from the annotation of a GenBank genome assembly.
CGAAGGGGGGCGAAAACAAGAAGAGCUGGCUGACGAACAAUGAAAAUAAAUAUUGUCGCUGGUGCAAAUCAGGGUAAUGUUUGUUUUGGGCCAUAGUUAGCGAGAGUUGUUUGGAAGCGCAAGUAUUAUUUUGACAUCCUCACGGAUGAUAUUCUCACGCUUUCUACUUCACAAACUAAGCCGACACUGUCAGAAGAGAUGGAGUUAAAGAAGGAUCACUUAUUUAUGGAAAUUUUGAUCUUAAUAACUUUCGUUCAACUGUGUUUGUCAGCGAAGAACAAGUUAGUCCUUAGACCUGUCGGGAGGGAAUAUCAGGCAGUUGUUCCAAAAUUAUCCGGAGGUAAGUACUAUGGCGUAAGUUAUGUUAUUCAGGUUCAUUUUUUUCUAUUUCCUAAACGCCGGUCCUUAAAGCCCUUGCGCUCGUUUGACAUUUAGACACGAAAGUUCAAUGUUCUAAAUUGUUGUUGAAUUAGCAAUUCGAAAAUCCACGAAUUACUAUAAACACAAACGUUUAGUACCUCACAGCUCACACAGAUCAUCCUUAUUCUGAGGGAGAUAGACUUUCUCGUGGUGCAUUCAUAACCUAAACUAAAGCGAAGUUUGUAUGAAAGUUGGAAAUCAAUGAGUUAAGUUCCGCACUAAACAUAGCCAUUAUUUUCCCUAAUUUUCUCACGAAUUUUUGGUUCUCUUUUCCUUGUCGUUCCAAACUUUCGAAGCAUGAGGCCAGUCUUACCGGACAUGGGAAGGUAGACAGCGAGCUUUACCACAAGAAUUUUUCAGUAAUAAUUAGCUACAUGCUUGUGAUACCAUUUUUCGCGGUAUAUUAGUUGAAGUUUUAUUUUCCGCGUUCUAGGUUAAUCGAUUUAGGUCGCCAUGCUCGUAAAACUCGCGUUUAGGUAUCAUGGAAAUUGCGUGAACUAAACAUUUCCACAGCAACUGCUUUGAAAAUAAACGUCUUAUACCAUUAACUCAGACAUCAGCUACUUAAGGAAUCAUGAUAGUGGUCGAGUGUUCAAGUGCUGGAAAAUUCAAUAGAACAUUUUCAAAAUUGUGUUUCCGAAAUCCGCUCAUUCCGGCUUUACUAAAGAAAAUUGAUACUUUUUGCUUCCUUUACUUGAAUUCUUAAACAUUGUACUUUGACCGCCAAAAAAAAAGGUCGUAGGUGAUAGUAGUAGUAGUAGUAGUAGUAGUAGUAUACUGGGUCGCUGUGCACAUCACUCUGUGUUAAUUCUCCUACCUUGUAAAGCAGUGUACCAUGAAAAUAACGAAAGUUGCCCGGCUAAUCACUAUCGAUUGAAAAGCUGACUGGUUUUGAGAGGUUGCCUUUCGUCAUUUUUUUCUCCGCCACCGAUUCGCGAGACUGCACAAAUUCACCCACCGUGACCAAAGUUUCCUCAACAACUAAUUCUGACUUGUUCCAUCCCCGAACGAGAACAUCAGCUAUGCAGGCAACAUGCCAUGACAUUUUGAGCCGUUGAAGUCUAUAUUCGGUGAAACGGUUAGAUCGUUGAGGAGUGUUGUUCUGUACCACUGUAAAUUUUUAUUGCGCUAACUUUGACCCUUCAGUAAAAGUCUAAGGUAAGGUAGUUAUCACUCCUGCAAGGCUGUUUGUUAUGCCAAAACGGCGGGAUCUCAAUGUUGGAUCUCUGGGUGAAACCGCAAACUGAGUUGUGCGAUUCACAGUGAAAAUGCCGUGAAUAACACUUUUACUGUAUAAUGUUCUCAACUUUUCCCUUAUUCGUGCAAAAGUUUCAAAAUUUUGGAAUUUUUCUUUCAAAAUGUGAACUUUGCUCGUCUUUGGUUUAUAAAGGCUACCUUUUGAAUUUACUAAGAACAGUGUGCUUAAGUUACCCAAAACAAAAAAUCUUGAAAGAAACCGGCACUUGAAUGAUCUCUAGUGUUUCCAUUUUGUUCCUUUGACAGGUUGUAUCUUUGGUAGUCUGCACUAUAACAUUGGAGAUUCUUGGAAUCCUGAUAUCCCUCCCUUUGGAGUCAUGUAUUGCGUGAUUUGCACGUGCAACAAGGUGAGGUUUGAUUUUUUCCAGGGUGUGUUGGAUCGAGCGAGUCUUGCAUGGUUGCAGCUUUAGAAUCUUUGGAGGAGGAAAUUGCUACGGGGGGACCAUUCAAGUCGAACCUCUUCGCUAUUGCUUUCACAUGCCACUAUCUAUUUUUCAGCAUUUCAAGUAAUGAAAUUUGGAAACUUUGUUGAAUUAUCUUUUCACUUUGGCCAACUUUUUAUAGAGUGCAAAAGGUUAAAUAAAACACACGGCUCUUAUACAAUCCGAGGUGAACCGAAAGCAGACGAGUACGUUGAAAAGCACAUGUUGGUUAAAUGACUGCGGACAAUCUUGAUGUGAAAUUCGUUAUGUGUUCAACAUUUCAAUCAACUUCUAUCCUGCUAGCAGGUUUCGCUCUUGCACAGCUUUUAGUAUUUCUGAAAAGUUGUCGCACACAUGCCAACUACGCCACGGACAGCGACGCGAAAGACUUCGUAAAUGCUAAAAGCCACACAGGAAAGAACCUCUGCUCCUCAGGGUAGUUAAUUUACUUCCAGUGUCGUAGAGGUACGUCAAUAGAGGACAACCCGUAGAAACAUAUAUUUUGCAGUACUUUCACGGGUCUUUUUUUAAGUAAUAGACAAGACCAAAUUUGGGGCGAAAUUCCUUGAAUUUGACUCAACCUUUUCUGAGAAUAAAAAAGGCUAAAGAACAUUGGAUCGUGCUUUUCAGAUAACAGUCUGGAGAUCGCACGUGUCUUACCCUAUCCUGGAUAAGAAAUAUCAGAUAACAAAAGGAGUUGAAAAUAAAACAUGCAAAACUACAUGUAGCAUUUGAACAUGAAAACGUGCUACUCAGUUUAAAAGUUUGAGAGAUAACUAUAUAAAAGUACUCUCCAAUCCCAUUCCUGCAUAAUACAAAGUCUUUUCGGCAGGAUCUUACUAAGUGAAAUGUGAUAAUCAUAGCCUAAUCCUUGUUUGGAGGUUUGUAAGUCAAAAGGCUAUAACACUUAAGAGAAGAUUAAUCGCAUUUUUAUCGGAAAUAGUGCAAUUAAGGCUUCGAUUGUGACGAUGGAUCUCCCAGCGAGCUAGAUUAACCUGCCGGUGGAGUUGCCAACUCCUGCUAUCUUCCCAAGCAUUUUGGACCCCCUCAUUUCUUUGUCAUUUUAAAUUAACACCAUAAUGUUUAUUUGUUUGGAAAAGCAUUCAAUCGCCAAUUAAAAUAAUCUCAAGAACAAAUAUUAACAAUAGCCUUUGUUGUCAUUCAUAAAUGACAAAAUAAUUUUCCUGGACGGCUGGGAACAGCUGCCUUUGCCAGGUCGCAUUUUAAGACGUCUUUCAGAGCUGAGCCUGUGACCAUAUUGUUUUCAAGAAUUAUAACGUGACCUUUCUGAGGUUAGCAGAGAACUUUGGCGACGCUAAAUCGAUUGUUAUCAAAGGAAGUUUAUUUGUUGUAGUGACUAGCUCCGUAAAUGCAAGAAAGCGUGUUCCGUAUAAACAUUAAUUCUCACCACACGCAAAGCGACCGCAAAAAGAGGGGAUUAUUGCUAUUCAAAACGGACGUUUUGAAUUCAACGCGUUCUUUGUUUGAAGAGACACGUAUUUGCCAAUACGUGCACGUGAAAAAAGCAGAGAUCAGUCUUUUUAUGUAACAACACGCGAGGAGACUGAGAAGGCAACUUGAAGAGACUGGUGUUUUGAGAAACAGGCUACGCGCUUAAGAUUAUUGAACGCCUUUAUAAGUCAAUCUGUAUUUUACGAAUAUAGUAUAGCAUUCCGUCGGCAUAAUAUUCACAGAUUUGCGCUUGCGCGGCUAUAUAUUAACGGGAUUCUCUUAUAAAAGGGUGUCGAACUAUCGCAAUCGCUGAGAUGCAGCAACUUUGGAAUUGUGCGUUAAAGACUCCCUGACUUCUCAAUUCGUAAAAAUAUGUCGUGCAAAGAAGAAGCAUCUUGCAAUAGGAUAUGCGAAAGUGGCACGAGCACAUUUUGUUCUUAUAACCUUUGACUUUGCACCAGUCUCUGAAGCCAUAACGAUAAGGUCCUUAAUGGAACUACGCCUAGGAAAGACAGUACUAUCUAUCAAUAGUUUAUUGAUGCCAGUCUAACUUUCGAUGAAGCAGCUCAAUCGGUAGUUUUCCAUUCUGUAUAGCACGAUGGUUCGAUAAAACCUAGAGGUUUUUUCACACAAGGGAAAAGCAUGAAAACAAGGCAUUGAUUUUCCUUCGAAAUUCUAGUUUACAGACUGAGGUGAUUGACGCGUCUGCCGUUUUACCUCAGGAGAAAAAAAACUAUUGUAAUCCGGUACCCAGAGUUGAUCCGGAACCGGGUAUGGUUUUCAAGGGAACUACGGGAUUGUGUGAGCUUAUUUGUCGUUUCAAUUCCAAAUGAAUAAGAAAGGAAGAUUAAUAUAUGAGUUCGACGUGAAUUUUAAGAAAUCUUUUAUUUGGUGUUCUAAUCUAGACCUAGACAUUUUUUCUCAGAGACCAGGUCUGAAAACGGGUGUGAAAAAUGCCAUGUUUUGGUCUCAGACUGGAGAACCGGCGGCACACUCUCACCAAAAAUUCCCAGGUGUAUUCCCCAAGGGUAAUUCAGCGUUUUUCUCAUACAAGAUUUCUUUUUAUUCGCAGGUGUCAAAUUCCGAGACAGAUGGAAAAGUGGCCUGUCGUAAUAAGCGACACCGCUGUCCAGCAACAUCUUGCGCAAGGCCGCGAGUUGAGAAGGGCCAAUGUUGUGCAUCUUGCCCCGACGGUAAGAAACUCGACUCAAGAGCUCAUUACGCUGGAGCGUUCACUAUCUUGUUCCUAGCGUGUUAGCGUUUCAGGCUAUUUAUAGGUUCACUUUUUCCCGCCAAAAACCUUACAGCCAAUUAGAUCAGAGAAGGUUUUGUAGCAAAGUCACAUGAAAUGAGCGUUCUUAAGGUCUCGGUAAAGGAAAACGAGGUGCCCACAGAAAAAAAUUCUAGUCGCGCGAGUAUUUUCGCUACAAAGGCAAGUUACAUAUCAAAUUAAAGCUAAAAGACUAAAUUACCUUAUAAAAGAUUUUAUUUCAUCGAAUUUCAAAAGGUGCUUAAGUUUUUGUUCUCGAACUCAGAGGUAUGGAGUUUAUGAAGCUCCAGCCCUUUCGCGUUGUUAAAUAUUCACUUCCUUUUUAUUGCAUCUGAUUGACAGAUAAAAGACCUAAAAAAGGGUGUGAGGAAAUUUGCAGAUGUCUCGUGUUAGCGGAAUUAUUGCAUUUCAAACUAAAAAGUCGAAAUUUCAAAGAAACUGACAUAAAAUGAGUUACAAAGGGAAAUCGGAAAAUUCCUCACACCCUUUUUGAGUCUAUAUCAUUAUCCAUCAUAUCUGAAAGUUUCAAAGCGAUAGGGUCCCGACUUGAGAAUUUUGAUUUUUUGCGUCUAAAAUAUGAGAGAAAAUCACUAAAGAUUUAAAUGGUUAGCUCAGAAAAGGCUCAUUUUAGAAGGGUUAAAAAGCACUUUCUGAUUUUCUUUUUCUGCCAAAUUAAAAUUUAGGACCCACUCAUGCCAAAAAUCCAAAAAAAACAAAAUCGAGCAAUGUACUAAAAUUUUUAUUUACCGAGACCUUAAGCUCCCUGAGGGCUCGCUCGUUGGAAGACGAUGGACGCUUUGGGGUGAAACAAAAGGGUUUUACAGACCUACCUUCCUUAGACCUAUCGAAUCGACCUUUGGUCCGCCUUCCAUCACGAAACAUCUCCAUCAUUCACAAUCUGCCCGGCAUAGCAUUAGGCCCGGCGAAGGUGGUCAUUGUUCAAACCUUGUCUUCUCCAUCUUUGGCAUUUGAAACGCUUGGAACAAAUAUAUAAUUAUCAUUGUUUGUGAGUUACCAUAGCUAAAAACACUGUAUUAAAGGAAAGUACAGUAAAAUAGCUUUGUUCUUCUCUAUACUCAUGUUGUAUCAUUUUCGGUGCCAAUUUAACCUGAAUUGGGACCACUAAUAAAACUUAAACCAUAGAGAAGAGGAAACAAAUGAUCAAGUUCUUAAACCUUUUUUACAUUUUUAGAGUUUGUGUCUUUGCUGACGACACGCGGAGUCUCCAGUACCCCACAAAAUGGUCUCGCACGCGCACACUUCACUUUGGUGAGGAGCUCCCUUCACAUAUCAAUUCGCUAUGAAGGGUAAGGAUUAUUCUAUUAUUAAAUAUGCAUCUUAUUUUGUCCUUCGGUGGAUAAAGAGGUUGAUGAUGCCUUUCAAACCAGGCUACCUUCAAUACGCCAUCGAUCGAAUUUUCCGGCUGUAGAAUUUGACGGGAGACGUCGUUUACACGGGACCGUUCAAGAAUUGUCAACCAAUUGAAAAUUCGUCCAGUGCAGUGUGAACAUAGCGUCAUUGCUCAAUUUCAUGCACCAAAACAACCGAACAGUAUUGGAAAUUGUAACGCUUACAAAAUAUUUAAAUAUUUUAUGUUAUUUAUUUAUUUGUUUGUAUAUUUUUGUCUAGAUCUCGCAAACCCCGCAUGGCGUCUUUUUUGGACCCUGAAGGCUCAACGAUAAAAGAGCUUAAUAUUCAACGGAAAGCCAUAAAUGGGUCCCAGGUGCGUUGAUUUAUUUUAUCGCAAAUAUAUAAACAAGCUCGUAGUGUUGGACUGAUUAGUAAUUCUCCUUUCUGACUCCUAUAUAUUUGUUUGGAUGUUAAUUAUGAAAAUUCGGGGUUAUAUCAAUGUAACAUCCUCUGGCUGAUAAAAUUGUCUUUUCUCCCUACCUCUAUAUUCGACAAUGUAUUGAAUAUUUUAAGGAGAAGUUAUAUGCCAAUCACUUCUCGGAGGUAAAGGGUUAAGAGCGAAUACGUUAUUUUUGACACUAUUUCAAUUGGAAGCGAGAGGUAAUGGAUAAUACUGUUGUAAUUUAACUUUACUUGUUUUCUACAGGUGUGUCUAGUAUGGAAUCAACUCAAUAAUAAGCAGAUCGAAUCUCUCAAACGGGGAAAAUUGAGCUUCAUGUUAAAACUCAAAAAGCAAAACGCAGCAGCCCUUGUUGGGGACAUUACAUUGUACAAAUCUUACUCAGAAGGUAAGUUGUUUAUCGUGGGAGCGCCGAAUAGGUGCGUGCCAUCUUAAGUGACAGGUAGUGGUGUUGUGUGUGUCAUUGCCUUAGUAACCGGAUAAUUCAGCUAGGAACAGUUACACGGGGCAAGUCAAUUUAAUUCCCAGAAUGCUUGUUACCUUUGUCCACUGAGACCUGAGGCCCCCGUUGCCUGUUCCGCCGGACAAGGGAAACGCGGACUCUGGGAACGAGAUUGGGGACAAGUAGGAAAGGGUGCUCUGUUGAUAUAGCCUUGCGUAUGCGUAAGGUAAUGACAAGACGGUGUUGGUGUCCGUUGUGCUGGACAAGUGACACUCGGAUUCUGGGAACGAGAUUGGGGACAAAUGCGAAACGAUGCUCUGCUGAUAUAGCCCUGAGCGUUCGUAAGGUAGUGACGAGGCGGUGUUUGCGUCCGAGUGGUGUCAGUUUCUUUACAAAAGUGUUGUCUUGUCGAUGAAGGGCAGAGGUCAGUUUUAAGAGGUCAAAUCUAAUAAAUAAAAUGGCAUAUUUUUAAAGAAAUGGUUUCGAUUGGUGAGGCGCACAGUCACUAAACGUUUUUGUGAAUAGUUCAAUCGUGGAUGAUGUUUUGUAUCUGAAUGAGUCAGAUAUCGAAGCAAAUGCAUGCAUACGACUCUAAGCCGAGAAAAUGCACGAAAUCGUAACAAAGAGGUCAAGAUAUAUUGAAACACAGAAGGGAUUAUUCCGAAACUUAGUGUCACUUCAGAUAUCCCUCUCAAUGGCCCACUGAGACUCAGUUCUCAACCAAAUUACACGCUGUUCUCAAGAUGGCGCGCACAAGAGAGUCUCUAAUGAUAGAAACAUGGCAUCUACAAGUGCUUUUAAUAUUAAUAAUGCAAGUGCUAAGUUCUCAUGUAUUGUUUGUGUUUAUCGUGGUUGUAUUGUUUGUUUUUGUGUCAUUGUUGUUUGCAGUUAAUGCUGAUUUUGAUAUUUGCUCUGUUAAAACAGUUUAUUGUUUUAAUCACUGUUUAAUGGCAUUUUCUUUUUGAAUGGAUAAUAUAAAAGGGGUCAUAAGGUUGUUUAAUGGAGAUCAAGAUAUGGGUUUUGUUUGACCUUUUUGAUAGUUUUUCUCAUAAGUUGGCAAUUUUAAAUCUAACCAGUCACUGCACUGGUAGCUCAGUCGUUAGAGCGCUGGACUGUGGAGCGGUAGGUUGCCUGUUCGAUCCCCAGGAAGGGGCCAAUACUCAGAGUCUUAAAAUAACUUGGGACAAUGGCACACCAUUUCCCCUGCAAAGACUCGGCCUUUCUCGUAACUCCAGAGUGAAUGUAUAAUAUAAAAAAGCUCUUUUAUUAAACUUUGCUGUAAAUACACUGACUAUUAAUUAAGACCUUUUUUUCCUCUGGUAUUUAAAAGGAUCGGAUUAAGCCAAGUAAAAUUUUAGCCCGAAACCUACUCUCUGUCUUCAAGUACUUGCGUGAUCGAUGCAAGGAUACUGAUGCCAUCGCUGUUUUUCAAAUUCUCUUGUUAUUCUCUCUCUUUGCUGAAAAGAUAAGAAAAGUGCUGUUUAUAAUAUUGAUGAAAACAAAUGGACCUCUAUCUUAAUUAUUUCCGUCAGAAUUCCAACUUUCAAGUUCUUUGGAUAUAGUCUCGUAAAUUAAACUUUCGGCAGCUAAGUGCAAACGGCGCAACGUUGUUGGCCAACAACUCCCAGUAUUGUUGGAUGUUACAUGUUGAGUCCGUUUGUGCACCCUGUUACAUGUUGUUGCGUGUUGUUGAGAGUUGUUGCGCAAAGUUUGAAACCGGUCAAACUUUUAUCUACGUGCAAGCGGAGGCAACACUGUUGGGAGUUCUUGCGUCAGUUUGCACGUAGCUUAUGUGUUGAAUCAAAUACCGUUUAGUGAACCUCUUAGAGGUGAGCAUGCAGAUGAAUGCAAAUGCAGCUGUUUGAACUUUCCAGUUAAAACACACGUGUUGGUUAUAUUCUAAUACCUAGUUCCCUGACUUUUUGAUCGUUUAAAAGAAAAUUCUCUUCUGAUUGGGCCGGAGUUUUUUAUGAUUGAUCUUGCUAUGUUGUUUGGGAUGUAUGUUAACUUUUGGGCGGACCGUGAUUCUUAUUUAGAGCGUGAGAAAGAAAGGACUGGAAGAGCUGCCAAUCCAAAAGGACUGACAAUUCAAUUCAAAUUAGGCCGCGUCCACAUGUAACCGUUUUUGUCUGAAAACGGAGAUUUUUUCCUCCGGCUGGCCUACCGUCUACACGUAUCCGGUAACUGAACGGUCACCGAAAACGCAUCUUUUGAAAAACGCUGGCUUCUCGUCUACGUAUGGACGGACUAAAAUGGAGGUUUUCGAAUUUGAUGAUGUCAUAAACUAUAUACUACUAUCAUUACGCAUGCUCUGUGAGGGAUGCUAUCGUUUUUACAGUUGCUUAUAGAGCGUUUUCGUGUGGACGGGCGAAAACGAUUCGAAUACGCUACGUGUGGACGCAUAAGGACAAAAUUCCCCGUUUUCAAAAAUAUCCAGAUACAUGUGGGCGGGGCCUUAGACGUUCUCGUAUUUACAAGCAUUGUUAUCCUAGACUGGUAAUGAGAUUCCGUAAUUGAGAUGACCACAAACUGUAUACUGGAUGGUGUAUGGUUAAGAAACAACUCUAUUAUGACUCUUCCAAAACAAAGUUUAUUAAAGGUGAGUACUUACCAAAACAUUGUUUUUCUUCCAGAGACUUUUGAAGCGCUAUUAACGUCAGAAGAUAAAAAAUCCAGCGCACUUGCGUCUUUCAACCUGGCGAGGAGUGGAAAACUUCUAAAGAUCUAUGUUCGCUACAACGGAAGUCACAAUUUAGGUUUGUACAAGAGUGGUUUUAUCUUACUUUAAGUUCCAGUGCAAAAACUGGUCAAAGUUACAUAUGUGAAAGCCAGCGUAGAUCCGGCUAUCAAGGUUCUGAGUCUAUUACAGCCAGUAAGGCUUCCUUUAGAAGCUCUCAAUUUGAUUGGAUAUUCGGCUUUACGUUCGCUGUUGCCAUCCCAAUUUCCCAACGAGCUUCAUAACCAAACACCAAAGCGUUUUUGGAAAUCGUAUAGGAAAUGGAAGCGUUGCCUUAUACCUUCUUUUUUCUGUAAAUCAUAUUAACCCCGACGACCCUAGGCCUGUGAAUAGUCACAUUGAUCUGGGAUUUUGGCCACAGGCCUUUAAAAAUUUUUACUAUAAGUAACUUUUUAAAGAAUAAUUUUUCAUUUGAUCGAGUGAACAUCAAAGUUUCUUAUGCCUUUUUCCCCUAAGGACCAGCCAGUCAAGCCACAUUCAAGUUGAUAAAGAAAGCUGGUAAUAACAAAGAUCCUCGAAUAUUGAAAAUUAUCGGCGCCGGAGAAGUCAGGAGAGAGGUACAUACGAUGCUUUAGUCAUCCCCGCCCUGUUCAUUUAGGCCAUUUUAGCUGUAGCGCCUUAAACACGAACGCAAACGUCGUCUAUUUUCCGGCCUGUUUUAGGCUCCAAGACUUGCAGUAACGUGCAGAGAUCGCCUCCUUUCUCUCUUCUUUCUUCUUUGAGAGCAUGCACAGGCUACCUAUUCUCCGAUCAGUUCAGAGAUUUUUCUCAGGUCGAGUAUGAGACGAAAGUAGCUGUAGAGAGCUGUACUUGUAAGAGUACUUCUAUAGCGUUACCAAAAGAGUAAUAUAAAGCUAACCAUUUUUAAAUCAUUGGUUAACCCUAACCCUAAACAGUAUUAGUGUGACACCAAACCGUCAACUCUUUGGCGUUUGCUUUUACUCCUUUUUCUGCUAAAUGGCUCCUUCUUUUACUGAACCUAUAGUAAAGAGGGGAUAACGGAUACUUUAUUAUGCACACUUCAUAAAGCAAAGGGGGCCUUUGUCAGUAGUAUCUAAUUAAGGCCAUUUCAAGUGAAACUUGUAAUCUGGUUUCUCAAAGUCUUUGCUCAUCGGCUGUAGUUCUUCCUUGCGACAACCCGCUGACCAAAAUGCCGCGGACUCAGAUGGAUUAGAUGCUAAUCGCUGAUUUUAUUCUUUGUUUGUUUUCCCAGAAUUCUAAUUUCAAAACUUCAUGGAUCAAUCCACGUGAACAGACGCUCAAGUGGCUGUCACGUGGUCAUUUAAAUAUCACAGUGGUAUUGAAUACCGCUGACCAGACUGUUCAACUUACCGGACGCAUUGGCAUCAAAAGAACUUGUAACUGUAAGUUCCAAAAAUUUUCGUGAUAGUAGUAAAAAUUGUCAUUUUUCUUAAAACAUUUUAUCCUGUGAUCUGGAAAGCGUGAAUUGGAAGGAACAAGUUCUUUGUAAUUAAGUCGGUAUUGGACAACAAGGCACCAGUUCGUGAUCAUGUCUAGUUGAACGUUGUUGUAGAUAAACACUUGGUGCUCAUGUUUUUUGAAAAAGGAGCUGAAACUAUAUACGGAGAUGCGACGCAGAUUCCAUCGUCUACUCGUACAAAAGUACAAAGUUAAAAUCUAACUAAACCGAAAAACGAUGAUGGGUAGAAUAAAAGAUUACACCCUGAUGUACAAAUGAUUUCUAGCUGCAGAUGGAAAAACGAAGGAAGUUCUUACAAAUCUUUUAUGCGCCUAAUACUAUAAUACGUUCUAACUUAGGCACUGAGCAAACUUGCUCUUUCUUUGACAGCCAUUGUCUCUCAACUAUCUGGUCGAGAUGCUCCUAGACCCACGAUGACAGGGGCCAGCGGCUAUGCCUCAUUCGACUUUGGUAGUCAUGGUCAAAUAUAUUACCAGGUAAAAUGAAUCUGUCAAGAAGAAUAAUCAAUAUUUAUGACAAUGAAAAGCAAAAAAUUCCUUAUCCUAAUUUAUCGUUUUGGCUCUCUGCUGUUGCAACUAUUUUUCCUUUAUACUGAAUUUAAAAACUAUUGUGAAGAUGAAUGAGUUAGUUAAAAAAAUUAGCAACUGAAGAAGAUGCGCUAUCAGCUAUUUUGUGGCUACCAUAGCCCGGAUGACAUAUAUACCGAGGGGUUUUAAUCGAGGGUUCACUGUUUGGGAAUGUUUUUUUUGGUUUCUAAAUGAACUGAUGUGAUAUUUUGAGCAGAGAGUGAAACGUAACAAUAUGGCUCUAUCAACUGGGUGAAUAAGAAAAAAGGCAGCGAAAAAGUGAUUCAAAAGCUAAAGUUUCGAGCACUAGCUCAAUUAAUAGUAGGCUUGUAACACAUGUUAGCGAAGACGGAGAUGGGGGUGAAGGGGUGGGGGCGGAACAGUACGGUUAGGGGGCAAAUGAAUUCAGAGAUAACGUUGACAAAGAAAGUAAUUAUGACACUGUAAAUUUAUUUUUAUUAUUUUUAUUUUUAUUAUAACAGGUGUUUCUUUCUGGCCUGGUAAAUCCUGUCGAGGAAAUCACAUUACAAGCAACGAACAACAGACGAACAGUAAAGAGGCUGUCACGAUCAGUAACCACUGAUGAACACGGCCAAGCUAAGGCCAGUGAACUAUGGUUUUUCAGUGUUUCCUGUUAUGGCUUUAUUUAUUUUUCUUUUUUACGCUACUCACUUUGCUUUUAAGUCCGGUGAAAGGACAAUAUCUUAAAAUAGCCCUGCGCAUAAAGAACCAAAAAAGGGAAGUCCAAAGACUACUGCAAAGCUGAUUUAGAACAACGUGUAUUGUUUUUCAUAGCAAUAUUUCGGCUGGCCAUACCAGCCUUCUUCAGGUUUACAGAUGUUACUGGACCUGAGCAUAACAAUUUUACGUUUUUCUCCUUUUUUCAUGUAAACGCUACAGCAAUAACAAUGCAGUUAUGCUUUAUAACAUUAAUGUUUUAGCCUCUCUUAGUGUUGGGUGUUGCACGAAAAGUUUAACACCGUAGUGUUGUGUGGCUACAACGGGUUUCAAAAGUUGAAUGCCGCAUGUAAUACUAUGAUCUUGUAUCGUGUGUCUGUGUCGGUCCUCAAGCAACUUGAUUGUUUUAACAGAUUUUUAAUAUCCACCACAGGUCACCGGUGUCUGGGAAAGACCAUCAUUUGCAGAAACCUGCUGGCUCUUCAAUGGAAACAUCUUUAUUAACGUCCGUACCUCAAGUAAUAGAAAUGGUGAAAUAUACGGAAAACUUAAACAGUUUCCAUAUAUGGGUCAUCAUCUGUCAUAUCGCGGUGAGCAGACAUUCUUUAAUCAAUCAAGUUUAUCCUUUAAGUCUAGUAAAAAAGAACUUACUCACAAUUUGUUACUUGUGAAAAUUGAAGUCUAAUUUGUUGGAAAUGAAUUGUAAUUGCUAUUCUUUCUAUAAAAAUUUAAAAAAGUUGAAUGUACUAAAAACUCGAUUCUUACGAAAAUAAUGUAUAUCUGCUAUUCAAUAUCGAUUAUAUCGCUUUUAGAUCCCCCCUGGCGCCAUUUUGAAUUUUUUGACGGCAUUUCGUAGAACAUUAGAGAGAUUUUGAGUCACGUUUGGAUUUCUGCCACGUGACCAUGUUUUCCUUUCACUAGUCUUCAACUGUUCUUUACCUGACCAAAAAAUAAGUACUCUCACGUUAUUUCAUCCAUAAGAAUUUUUUUAGACUGUUUUUAUCUGCUCAUUUUCUAUUUUGGGAAAUUCUCAACUUGGGUCCGGCGUUUGCCGUUUGCCGUAAACGUGAAUCGGCAGAAGUCAAACGUCAGAAUGCACCUCACUUCCUGUUCCUCAUCUCUCUUCUCUUCAGAUCCUCCGAUGUUGUUAUCGGGUAACGAAGUAGUUCCCAGGAUCCAAACUGGCGCGGCGGGACAGGCCUGGUUCUCACUGGACAAACACUGUGCUCUGCACUAUCAUUUGAUGAUCAGUGGCAUUGAUCGUGGGCGCAAGAACUUGGUAACCGCGGAACUGCAGGGAUUUGCUGAUUAUGGCCAGGUUCCUCAGCCCUACGAUGAACACGUGCAGUUAUUAAAAUCAUUUGAAGGAGAAACGGUGAGUAAUUGUGUCGUUGAUGCCAAUAACUAAUAGGCUCAAAGUGUAGCAAAAGACACAAAAGGCUAAAAACUGCCUCCCUGAAACCAUUGUAUCAUCAAGUUCAUUAGAGUCUUUUAAAUCUAAUUUAUCAGCUUUUCUUAAGUAAUAGUUAUUUAGUUAUCUUUUUUUAAUUUUAUAUCAUUCUUAUAUAUUAUUUUACGAUUGGUGUGAUGUCUUAGCGAUUUUUACCGACCUAAUAUAUGAUAUGUAGAUGUAGAUGUAACAACCUAAGACUGUUGCUCGCUUGCACGUAACAUGCUUGCUCACGCGGCCAAAACCGAAAAUCCGUUCCUCGUUCGUUGCUCCGAAACCGCAGCAGAAAGCUUGCUACGUAAGCUAGCGCAGUGGUGUCUGGGAUCGUUUGGGUGAACAAGCGUUGCUUAUGAUUGGUUUAUGAUUGCCUUGGAUACCAUCGACCAAUCACAACUAACGCUUGUCUACCUAAACGACCAUGGAAAUCGUUACACCCCAAAGCAUGACCCACACUUCAGGCUAAAGCUUCUGAGGUUGACCGACGAGGUUCGAAGAGCGAGAUAGAUUUCGAGGAUUUUAAAACUUCUAGAACAUUUGUAUUUUCUACAUUUUACAUUUCUUAUACGUGCGUCGAAUGUGGUAAAGACGUGAUGUCUUAUUUUGCAAGUAGUUCUAGUUCUUCUGAGGUGGGGAAUUUCUAUUGAAGGCUGACAAGGCCAUUUAGAACACAAAAUGAAUAAUGGGUGUUGAAUAAACUCACCCUCGGUGUCAUGGAGAUGCCUUGCAAAACCAAAAAUAAUGACGAAAGGACAACCAGACGCACAUAAAAAAGGAAAAACCAUGCUAUAGCAACGCCUUGCUACACAGUGUAUAUACCCGUUAUGAAAGAGUACCUAAAACGGGCAAAUUGUCCCUCAGGCGACCUUACAACUAAUAUAUCAAGCUUUAAUACAGCCACACUUUGAUUAUUGCAACAUUGUUUGGGGAAACUGUGGGAUAACCUUACGGAAUAAGGUUCAAAAGCUACAAAACAGAGCAGCCCGUGUUUUGACCUACUCAAGCUAUGACGUAGAUGCUGGUCACCUUUUCAAACUUCUAGGGUGGAAAAACCUAGCUUGCCAGCAACAAUUUCAAACAGCUACGAUGGUUUACAGGUCUCUGCACGGGUUGGCUCCAAACUAUCUUAGCUCUAAAUUUGAAAGGCGAGAAGUCGCAUAUAACCUAAGGGACUCUGAAAAUAAACUCAAUGUUCCAUUACCGCGCACAAACUAUUACAAAAACAGCUUCAGCUAUAGUGGCGUCAUUCUCUGGAACAGUCUUCCUUGUAACUUAAGGGAAGCAGAGUCCCUUGGGCAAUUUAAACGAUUACUCAAAGAACUGUAAGGCACGGCAUUCGUGGAAAGCAGCUUUUUUAUUUAAAUAUUUUUAUUAUAUUAGUAUUAGGCAUUUUUAAAGCUGACGAAUUUUGUACCGUGGAUAAAUAAAGAUUAUCUAUCUAUCUAUCUAUCUAUCUAUCUAUCUAUCUAUCUAUCUAUCUAUCUAUCUAUCUAUCUAUCUAUCUAUCUAUCUAUCUAUCUAUCUAUCUAUCUAUCUAUCUAUCCGUCGUCAAAUGACGUUGUUAAUUCAGCCUAUUAUGUGUCUUAGGUUUCGGGAUCGGUACGCAGCCUCAAGCCAGAUUUCCUGGUGAAUAUGUUCAAAGGAUUGGUUUAUUUGCAAGUCAGCAGUGAAGAGGUCCCACAGGGAGAACUUAGGAGUCAGGUCCUGGUAAACAGCGCACAUUGUAUACACGGUUCUCCACCGCUGCCCAACAAUGGUGACUUCUGUAACGCUGGGAACAAAAGAUAUUACGAAGGCGAAUCGUGGAUUGAUGAGGAUGACAAAUGUAUAUCUUGUACUUGCAAGGUAACUUGAAGAGAAUUAUUACUAACUAAAAAUCGCGAUAUUUUCCGGGGGUACUCUCAGGAAUUCUUGAUGGGGGUAUGGCGCCCGCUUCUCCAAAUCACGACACUAUCCGUGAUAAAGAAAAGGCGAUUUUCCACACCCGUUAUUGGACCUGAUCAUAUCCAUUUCCGUUUAAGGGCAUGGCUUCUGAAAGUUGUACGCUGUUUGCGAACCCAUUUCCUUGUUCAAGUUAAGUCAACUUUUGUUAAAGCAUUUUUUUGUUAUUUAUGACACUCUACAAAUAUGUUUACAAGCUGUCGUGGUUCCCUUGAAAAACAUACCCGAUUUCAGGACAUUAUGAGCUAAACAGAUAAAUUUGGCCAAUGAUGGUCAAUGAUGGAGUGAAAUUGUUCGGCUUUGACCAACUGGUAACGCUCAAACGUCCGUUUUUUUAAUCCCUUGAGUGCGGUGGCGAACUUCAGCCCCAGGUCUUUUGCCUCGGAAUCUGAGGAGGAAAAGGCACUGGGGAUGAGCUUAGUAUGGUGGCCAAAACCAGCACAGCAAAACCAUCUUUCAAACAUAUUCGAUAAAGCUAAAUUUUGAAAAAACGAGGACAAAAAUUUUAACCUUUUCACUGCCAGAUUACACGAUGGAGUAGCGAUAAGGCAGUUCUAACUUUUAGAGUCUGUGGACGAAAUGCUAUCUUGUGACCAUUCAAAUGAAAACCUCUUCAGCAGUACUUUCACAUGGUGCUAUUUGGUUUUCAGCCUUUCACACACAAAAAAAUGGACAUUUUGUGAAAUGUUGGCUUUGGACACCUUUGGCUGUGAAAGGGUUAAAAGUCCCUUUCAGGGGCUCAAUGCCCGUGAUACCGCUUAUCUAAAACUCAGUUUUGCUCCCAUACAGAACUUUGUAUUAUAGAAGCGAUAAAGCUCCAUCUGUUUGUUUGGUUUCAGGAUGGUGAAGUUAAUUGCUCUAACAUUACAUGUCAGCCAUUAAACUGCACUGAAGCCCCUAUAUUAUUACCUCUCUCAUGCUGCCCGGUUUGUCCAGGUAAGUGCUUGAUUUUCUGUUACAUGAAGUCUUAGCAAACCCGAUUUACACGCGCUAAAAAAAUCGGCACGGCAUGCCAGAUUUUUGGCACCACGCUGACGAUUUUAAGGCACAGCACUCCCACUCCCAAUUUUCGACGUGUAAACGUAUCGGUCCCAGAUGUGGUGCGGCACCAGUGCUCAAAAUUUUAGGGGUGCCGAGACUACCUCCCGGUCUCGGCACAGGUAAACGAGGCACGGUGCCAAAAAUUUGGAGUGCCGUGCCGAUUUUUUUUAGCGCGUGUAAUUGGAGUUUAAGUGCAGCAUUGUCGCGCUACACGUCGACACCUUAAAUGGUACGUUUGCGGGAAUAUUUCGCACAUUUUGUAUCAAGAAUCUGAAAAUAAACUACACGUAACAACUGGUUUAGCUUGUUUUCAACUGAUUUUCAAAGAAUCUGCUUUUUCUCCCACUACCUUGCAGCUUUGGAGGAAAAAGUUGUCAUAUACUACGAAAAGAAGAGAAGGCCAUCAGUAAAAGGCUGUUACGUAAAAAGAGACCGAAAAGUCUACCCCGCAAACGCUGUGUGGCACCCUUUUGUACAGCCGUUUGGUUACAUGAGAUGUCACGCCUGCACAUGUAUGGUAAGCGGUAGUCGGCUUCUGAUCAUUAGUGUGUGCGCUAAAAGUACUUUCAGUCAGACUGAGUGAGCGGCCAACUUUCAAUGAAAAAGGAAGUGUUCGUUUGAGUAUAAAAUCCUUCCUCCAACCACAAUGUUUUCUUUUCAAUGAGUUAUAAAAUAUUAAUUUUCUUUUUUUUUGCAGGACAAAAUUUCUUGUAUUAAAGUUACAUGUCCAGAGCUGCACUGCAAAAAUCCAAUUAAACAACGCAUGGCAGACUGUUGUAUGCGGUGCCCUGGUAAGUAGCUUGAAGGAUUAUUUUUCAACAAGUCUCAAUCUUUUGCUCGAAUAACUUCAAAAGGAUUGAUGUGAUCUUCCUAUGGUUAGUAAUAGGUUUGUGCUCGGCGAAUUUUAAAUCCUUCAUGUUUUAAACUUGUUCUUCUGGCCCCCGUUGCUCAAACGCUGGAUAGCGCUAUCCAACGGAAAAUAUCACUAUCCAGUGGAUUAGUACUAUCAGUAAAACUAACUGCGUUAUCCAUGCACUGGAUAAAAAUUUAUCCAUUGAAUAACGUUAUCCACCUUUCGAACAGCUGGGCCCUGAUCAUGAUAUCUUGGAGGAAGUGUUUUAGGCUUUUCAUAACCGAAAUCUCUCCAUUCUCUCCUUUGAAUUUAGAUGGAGAGAGUGAGCGAUCAGACAACGACAGAAAGAAUAAAAAGGGUGGAAAAGGUAUGUAAAAAGAUUAUUUAAAUUUUCUCAACUUUUCUGGUAAUUUUCUUUGUAGUAUGUUGUUUUUCUUGUUGAUAAUGCGACCCCUCCCAUUGAAGGACUGUUGAAAUAAAAAUGUUAACACAAUGAUAAUAAUGUUGAUGAUGAUGAUGAUGAAAAUGAUAAUAAUAAUAAUAAUAAUAAUAAUAAUAAUAAUAAUAAUAAUAAUAAUAAUGAUGAUGAUGAUAUUGAUUAUGGUGAUGAUGAUGAUAAUGAUAAAAACUUGAUUUCUCCUAACCUGCAUCCUUUUCAGGGCUCGACAUUGCGACUCACUGGUCGCCAAUGCGACCAAAAAUUGAGGACUGGCGACUAAAUUUUCAGAACUGGUCGCCAGCUGGCGACUCGCGUUUUGUCCGAUGGCUAAAGAAAACCACGACACAACUUUUGUUUUUAAAUCUUUAUAUUAGGAAAUCAAUCGGAUAUGGUAGCUAGUAUCCAACUCACCUUUCUGUCCCCAGUAAAAUAAUGUCUGAAUACUACAAGAUAAUCGAAAAAAUUGAAUGUAUUUCGAAACGUCGAUACUGCGUUCACGACGCGCCAUAUUGUUUCCGUGGCUUCUUCCGAAACUGGGAUCGCAGGCGUACUUCAACACCAUGUGCUUUUCAUUUGCCGCGAAAAUGGCGGCAGAUACAAAUCAGUUGAAGGAAAUACGUGAGUAUUUACGUGCGGGGAAUGAAGAUUCAGCCAAAAGGUUAAUCCAAACUUUGAAUCCUUCAUCAGUUGUUGAUGUAGGGAAAGUGGGCGGUUAAUAAAUGGAUAUAACUAUCACUAAUAGAAAAAGUACCUGAGUGAAUAGUUCUUAACAACGUUUCUUCCUACAACGUUCUGUCUAAAAUGAAACGAAGACCUAAAAACGGCACUAAGCCCAUUUAUGUUUCCUCCCGGUCGGAGACUGGUACGAGCAAUGUGGUGGCCUGGGCCAAGCAUGGCGUUGUUUGUCGGCAGCAAAAGGCGUCGAGGAAAGCAAGUCGAAAAUAAAGAACGCCAUUUCGUAGAAGUAGCAAAGGGCAAAUACGCAAGGACCCGUGUUUGUCUCAGAAUGAAAACCACGGACUUAAAACGUUUUAUGCUUCGCUUCAUUUAAAAUGACUAUGGAGACAACCAUCACCUUCGGACCUGAGACAUAUCACCUGAGAACAACGGUAGCUUUAUAACUAAGUGUUACUCAUGUUGUUUCUAAUUGUUUUCGCUCUUCAGUUGUGACUUUUCUUGCACGCAAAGUAACGUAUAAAAUCGUGUUCUUGUGUAAGGGCCUCUUUACAUGGAGUGGGGGACCCUGGUCUAGUGGGGUUGGUUUCUUUUGUUUUUCACCCUGGGGACACAAAGCAAAAAGAAACCUACCCCACUAGACUGCGGUCCCCCACUCCAUGUAAACAGGGUCUAAGUUAUAUAUAAAAUAAGCUGGCGACCAAAAUUUACGAUCUGGCGACCAAAAUUUUUCCGUUAGUCGCCAGCUGGCUCCCGAACGAAAAAGUUAAUUUCGAGCCCUGCUUUUACUGUAGGAUGCAAUUUUCGCGGAAGUCAAUUCAAACACGGUCAAACAUGGCAGCCUUAUUUUCCAUUGCUUGGUGUUUCAAAAUGCAUAACGUGUAGCUGUAGGGUAAGUAAUAUUGCUUUUUUAAAAUUUUCACUGCAUCUUGGUUGUAUCGGAAUUUGGUGUCAUACAUCGAAGACACUGAGUAUUUCCUUAUUUAAUCAGUACUGUGCGACACAAGUUGUUGUUAGGAAGGUAUUAAACAAUUUCUCUCCUUUUUUAAGGAUGGAAGGACGAAUUGUCGGCGUGCCCCCUGCCCCAGAGGGCAAUGUCCUAACUCUCUUGAAGGUGCUAUGAGAAAGGGUUGCUGUAUCCCUUGCCCAGGUAAAUACCGCGAUAUGUUUCAUGAUUAA